AUGAGGGGGCUCCUAUAUUCGCUGCUGCCCCUGUUGCUGCUCCUUCUCCAGCCUUGGGAAACCCAACUGCAGUUCGCAGGUCCCAGGUGCAGUACUGGGCCCCUGGAUUUGGUGUUCGUGAUUGACAGCUCGCGCAGCGUGCGCCCCUUCGAGUUCGAGACUAUGCGGCAGUUCCUGGUAGGCCUUCUCCGCAGCUUGGACGUGGGGCCUAACGCCACUCGCGUCGGCGUGAUCCAGUAUUCGAGUCAAGUGCAGAGCGUCUUCCCGCUCCGAGCCUUCUCGCGCCGCGAGGAUAUGGAGCGCGCCAUCCGCGCUCUAGUGCCGCUGGCGCAGGGCACCAUGACCGGGCUGGCGAUCCAGUACGCCAUGAAUGUGGCCUUCAGCGUGGCCGAGGGCGCGCGCCCGCCGGAGGCGCGCGUGCCUCGCGUGGCCGUCAUCGUGACCGACGGGCGGCCCCAGGAUCGCGUGGCAGAGGUGGCCGCUCAGGCGCGCGCCCGCGGCAUCGAGAUCUACGCCGUGGGGGUGCAGCGCGCCGACGUGGGCUCCCUGCGCGCCAUGGCGUCCCCCCCGCUGAACGAGCACGUCUUCCUCGUCGAGUCCUUCGACCUUAUCCAGGAGUUCGGCCGGCAGUUCCAGGGCCGGCUGUGUCGAAAGGACCUGUGUGCUCAGGGGGGACACGGCUGCCAGCACCAAUGUGUCAGCGCCCCGGGCACCUUCCACUGUGCCUGCAACCCUGGCUACCAGCUAGCAGCAGAUAACAAGAGCUGUGUGGCCCUUGACCUCUGCACCAAAAGGGACCAUAGCUGUGGGCAUCACUGCGUCAGCAUCCCUGGCUCCUAUUUCUGUCGGUGCCGAGCUGGCUUUGUACUCCAGCAGGACCAGAGGAGCUGCAGGGCCAUUGACCACUGCAGCUUUGGGAACCACAGCUGCCAGCAUGACUGUGUUAGCACUUUUGGUGGGCCACAGUGCCGCUGCAGAGAGGGCUAUGACUUGCUGGCUGAUGGGAGGAGCUGUCAGGCCCAGGAUCUUUGCAAUGGCGUGGACCAUGGAUGUGAGUUCCAGUGUGUGAGUGAGGGCUUCUCCUACCGCUGCAUGUGUCCUGAGGGGCGGCAGCUCCAGGCAGAUGGCAAGAGCUGCAGCCGGUGCCGGGAAGGCCACGUGGACCUGGUUCUGCUCGUUGAUGGCUCCAAGAGCGUGCGCCCGCAGAACUUCGAGCUGGUUAAACGCUUCGUGAACCAGAUCGUGGACUUCCUGGACGUGUCCCCCGAGGGCACGCGCGUGGGGCUAGUGCAGUUCUCCAGCCGCGUGCGCACCGAGUUCCCGCUGGGCCGCUACGGCACGGCGGCCGAGGUGAAGCAGGCGGUCCUGGCCGUGGAGUACAUGGAGCGCGGCACCAUGACCGGGCUGGCCCUGCGCCAUAUGGUGGAGCACAGCUUCUCCGAGGCGCAGGGCGCGCGGCCCCGGGCGCUCAACGUGCCCCGCGUGGGCUUGGUCUUCACCGACGGCCGCUCCCAGGAUAACAUCUCCGUGUGGGCGGCGCGCGCCAAGGAGGAAGGCAUCGUCAUGUACGCCGUGGGCGUGGGCAAGGCGGUGGAGGAAGAACUGCGAGAGAUCGCCUCGGAGCCAGCCGAGCUGCACGUGUCCUACUCCCCGGACUUCAGCACCAUGACGCACCUGCUGGAGAACCUCAAAGGCAGCAUCUGCCCGGAGGAGGGCAUCGGCGCGGGGACAGAGCUUCGGAGCCCCUGCGAAUGCGAAAGCCUCGUGGAGUUCCAGGGCCGCACGCUGGGGGCGCUCGAGAGUCUGUCGCAGAAGCAUAUCCUUUGGCUGACCGCACGCCUGGAGGAUCUGGAGAACCAGCUGGCUACCCAGAAGUGA
Messenger RNA from Rangifer tarandus platyrhynchus (Svalbard reindeer), 1878 nucleotides. The record is from the annotation of a GenBank genome assembly. Lineage: Eukaryota; Metazoa; Chordata; Mammalia; Artiodactyla; Cervidae.